UUGAUAAUUUAUUUUAUUUUCUUUUUUGACACAGGUCACGUUAAUUAUGGCCACUGCUACUAGCAGCAGCUCUUGCCCUCACUGUGGUGGGUCUGAGAUAGAGAAAGACACCGCGAGGGGUGAUGCUGUCUGUGUUGGAUGUGGUGUCGUCCUGGAAGAGGACAUUAUCGUGUCAGAGCUAACCUUCCAGGAGCAAAGCAGCGGAUCCUUGGCCCUCGUGGGACAGUUCGUAUCUACUGAAUCUGGCGGUGGUGGUUCGAAAGCUCCUAGUUUGGCUGGUUUCAAGUAUUCGCAUGGCUUGAAUAAAAACUCACGGGAGGCCACACUUCAACAAGCUAAGAGACGCUUGACACACUUGGGGUCUCAGCUGAAGCUGAAUCAGCAUUGUAUUGAUAUGGCUUUUGGUUUCUUUAAGAUGGCGCUCCAGCUCAAUCUUACAAGAGGUAGAAAAUCAAGUAUAAUGGAUACUGCUUGCCUCUAUCUGGUCUGUAGGAGCGAAGGAACCCCACAUAUGUUACUUGACUUCAGUGAUGUACUCCAGAUUAACGUCUACUCUUUGGGGAGAGCUUACCUGAGACUUUCAACAGCUCUACACAUCAACCCACCAGCAUUAGACCCAUGCUUAUACAUCCACAGGUUUGCUCAUAAACUUGAAUUGGGUGACAAGGUCCAUGAUGUCUCUAUGACUGCCCUGAGGUUAGUUGCCAGAAUGAAGCGAGACUGGAUUCAUCAUGGCCGUCGUCCUGCUGGCCUCUGUGGAGCAGCUUUACUUGUGGCUGCUAGGCUGCAUAAUUUCAAUCGCUCCGUGAAGCAGAUCUCGAAAAUUGUCAAACUCUCAGAAGCAACCAUAAGAAAAAGAUUGGAUGACUUUCAGAACACGCCCUCGAGCUGUCUAACCAUAGAAGAAUUCCUUAAAAUUGACUUAGAGUACGAAAAUGAUCCUCCAUGCUUCCUUGAGGCGAAGAAGAAAGGCAAAGAGAAACAGGUUGAUAAAGGGGAUGGAGGGGAUGAAGAUGGAGACAAAGAAGAUGACGACUCAAGCGAUGAUGACAGUGGCCUCAAGAGACUGGGUUUUGGUGGUAUAGUGGGUAUGCAGUCGGUGCAGGAUAUUAUUGCUAAAGCACGUGUGAGUGAGGAAAUACUUCAAUUGUCUACUGCUGGUCUUACCGACGACCUCUCUGACCUCGUCCACCUAGUGGAGGAGGAAGAAGGGAAUAAAUCCAGCAACGAAGAAGAAGAAUCUAUUUCAGCAACUGCAGGGGAAAGUGCAGUAAAAGAGACAGAGGAGCUAGAUUUAGAAGGAAUUGAUGAUGAAGAAAUAGAACAAAUGCUGCUAUCGGAGGAAGAAGUGAAAAUAAAGUCGCAAUUAUGGUUUGCCGAAAAUGGAGACUUUCUCAAAGAAAUGGAAGCAAGAAAGGAAAGACUAGCAGCAGUAGAAGCUAAAAAGGAAGGAAACAAAGGAAAGAGGACGGUUCAUAGACCAAAAAAAGAUCGUACCCAUCAGUCUCCUGCUGCCACUGCAGGCGAAGCUAUAGAGAGAAUGCUAGUGGAGAAGAAACUGUCCUCAAAAAUAAACUAUGACGUGUUAAGGGACUUGGAAAGAGAGCGAGAGCUGGAGAUGAGUAGUGACAUGAGUAGCACUGCGACUAGAAUAUUGAGAGAGACCGAUCAGUUUAGGGGGCACGAGAGAGCCACUUCUCUUCUCUCCAUCGAUACUUCGUCAAGUAGGACAGGGUCGACUAGACUACCAUCCCUUGCCAAUAGGAAAAGAAACUUACUGACCUCGUCUCUCCCUGGAAGCAAGUUUCAGCGAAUGUCAGCAACUAUUAAAUCGCCUCAAGAAACUGCUCCGGAAAAAGAUGAAGCAUCACUUGAAGAUUUACCUGUAAUAGAAGAAACAGGACCCAUCCAGCCUAUUCUAGAAGAGGAGGAGGAAGAGGAAGAGGAGGGAGGAUUAGGUGAUGGGGAUAUAGAGGAACUCAUUUAUGAUGGGGACCCAUUAGUUAAUAGCGACUGUGAAGAUAGUUUUUAUGAUUAGCUUAGACUAUAAUACUAUCAAUCUCUCUCAAUGUAUAAUAUUUCAUUUUUUAUUUAUGAUUGAUUCAAGUUGAUUAUUAUAUGCAAA
Molecule: messenger RNA, 2125 nt
Organism: Amphimedon queenslandica
Lineage: Eukaryota; Metazoa; Porifera; Demospongiae; Haplosclerida; Niphatidae
Product: transcription factor IIIB 90 kDa subunit-like
Exons: 16
Coding region: 47-2038 (663 amino acids)
Biological process (GO): transcription preinitiation complex assembly; DNA-templated transcription initiation; transcription by RNA polymerase III
Cellular component (GO): nucleus; transcription factor TFIIIB complex; transcription preinitiation complex
Molecular function (GO): RNA polymerase III type 3 promoter sequence-specific DNA binding; TBP-class protein binding; RNA polymerase III general transcription initiation factor activity
Source: RefSeq, a predicted model, not a curated record